AAUAACCAUAACCUCUUUUUUUGAUAACAUAAAAUUGAAAUAAAUUUAAUAUUAAAAUACAGUUAAUUUUAAAUAAAUUGUUGUGAAACCACCGUGAAGAUUACAUUUUGUGAUAUGCUUGUUAAUUUAUUUUAGGAACAUUUUCUUCAAAAUUAAGAAGUGUAAACGUAGCAGAAAUGGCAUCAGAUGAAAAGAAAAAUAAACAUGGUCAAUUGAAGACAAUAAUUCCUUUACCCAUGCCAAAAGAAGAGCUGCAGGAAUUAGUAGAAGUGACUAAAGAUUGGGCUUUGAUGCAUGGAGCUGCAAUGAGAAGUAAAAGUAAUUUUUGUGAAGAUUCAUUAAAUUUUGCACCCUUUGUUCUUCUACCAUCACCAUUUCCAAGAAAAGAGUUCAAUAGAGCAGUUGAAAUGCAAAUUAUUCUAAAUGAAUUAAUGCAUAAAGUUGCUCAUAAUCAAAGCUUUUUAACUAGUAGCUUACAAGAAACAGUUCUCGUUGAUGAUUUUACUGGCAAAUUAUUUAAAAUUUAUGAGACUAUACAGGAUGAAGGAGUAACUCAACCUUUGUCUUUGGGUUUAAUCCGCUCGGAUAUUAUGUUAGAAACUGACUGCAAUAACCCUGGAAAGAAAUGCAAAGCACAUGCCCCUUACUGUUGUUGGAAGCAAGUGGAAGUAAAUACAAUAGCUUCAGGUUUUGGUUGGCUAGGACCAGCCUCAGGUCUUAUUCAUAGAUUUGUUCUCGAAAGACUAGGAUUAACUGAUAAAUUAAAAGAUCUUCCAGAAAAUCAUGCUCUUAAAGGGCUUUGUGAAGGGAUGGUUGAAGCGUGGAAAAUAUAUGGUAAUAAUGAAGCUGUCAUAAUGUUCGUGAUUGAAGACAUUUCAUAUAAUAUUUGUGAUCAAAGAUUUCAUGAAUUUGAAAUUCAAAAGAUUAAUCGAAAUACAAAAGUUAUUAGAAGAAAUUUGACGCAAAUAGCUCAAACAGGGAAACUGUCUGCAAGUAAUGAACUGAUUGUUGAAGACUAUACAGUUGCAGUGGUAUAUUAUAGAGCCGGUUAUGAACCAGGUCAUUAUCAUUCUCAAAAGGAAUGGGAUGCACGAUUGCUAAUUGAAAGAUCACAAGCCAUAAAGUGUCCUUCAAUACAAUACCAUUUGGCAGGAACAAAGAAAGUCCAACAAGCACUGGCGAAAAGUGGCGCAUUAGAAAUGUUUUUAAGCGAUAAAAAGAAAAUUGAAGAAGUAAGAGGUGUGUUUACAGGCUUAUACAGUUUAGACUUUGAUGAACUAGGAGAUCAAGCUGUUCGGAUGGCUAUUGAAAGUCCAGAAAGAUUCGUGUUAAAACCGCAACGAGAAGGGGGAGGUAAUAAUAUUUAUGGUGAUCAAAUAAGAGAUGCAAUACUGAAGAUUAAGGAAAACAAAGAACGUGCUGCAUGGAUUUUAAUGGAUAGAAUUCAACCACCAAUUAUACAGGGAUACAUAGUUAGACCUGGAGGACAAAAAAACUUAGAAGUUUCAGAAUUGGUGUCAGAGUUAGGAAUUUUUGGGUUAAUAAUUGGUGAUUCAACAAACAUAAUGAUUAAUCGCCAAGUAGGGCAUAUGUUAAGGACAAAAACAGCAAGUGCUAAUGAAGCAGGUGUUGCUGCAGGUGCAGGUGCUUUAGAUAGUCCCUAUUUGGUUGACUAAUGAUACUUUUCUAUUGUAUUUUAAAAUGGAAUAAAUAUUAGUAAUAUUAGUAAACUGGAGAAGUUUGUAUAUCAAAUGUUAUUCUUCUAAACAUGUCCAUUUUUUCGAUAAAACUUUGCUUAAAAGAUA
Messenger RNA from Agrilus planipennis (emerald ash borer), 1805 nucleotides. Its product is annotated as glutathione synthetase. Gene Ontology annotation, biological process: glutathione biosynthetic process. Gene Ontology annotation, cellular component: cytosol. Gene Ontology annotation, molecular function: glutathione binding; ATP binding; glutathione synthase activity. The transcript has 9 exons. Lineage: Eukaryota; Metazoa; Arthropoda; Insecta; Coleoptera; Buprestidae. Bases 177 to 1676 code for a protein of 499 amino acids. The record is from RefSeq and is a predicted model, not a curated record.